AUGGAUUUCCACCUGGUGCCCCGGGGUACUGAUCGGAAUUAUACUGGCUUUCUCACCAAGACGAUUGUCUAUUCCGGCACCUUGGUGUUGUUCCUGGCUUCUUUUGCCUUGACACUAUGCUCGAUCAUUAUCCCUAAAUGGGUCAGCUACCACAGCGAAAAGAAUGCGAGACCUGAUUCGCCUGAAUUUUUUUUCGUUCUUUCUUCUGAGCAGCCCGCCCAUCACUACUCGUACGGCCUCCAUCGACGCUGUUCAUCCCUCUCCGAUACCUGUGAGAGCUUCCCGCAACGUGAAGACUGCCAUGGAGACGAUCGGUACUUCUGCUCCAUGUGGCGUUCUGUUGGGUUCUUGAUGUCGUUCGCUGUCGUCCUGAUGGGCAUUAGCGUGGUGGCCUAUCUCAUUAUCCUGUCUGGCGGAAAGCGACUCCGCGAAAACGGUUGGAGAAUCCUCAGCCUGCUCAUCAUCUUGUCGGCCGUGGUGCAAGCUGCGGCCAUGUCGGUGGUGGCGUAUCUUUUCGACAACGAGGAUCGGUUCUUCGUUGGAUGGAGGCUGGAUCAGUCCUGGAUCUUCUGUACCAUCAGCUGGUGCUUCAGUCUUGUCUGCGCAGGCGCAGUCAUUGUGGCUGCUUAUGCCCUACCUUCAGAAGGGGGCUAUGAAUUGAUCCCAGAUCACGACACUCUGAGGGUUACGUCUUGA
This is a messenger RNA of Penicillium macrosclerotiorum, 696 nucleotides long. RefSeq lists its product as uncharacterized. The transcript has 4 exons. Lineage: Eukaryota; Fungi; Ascomycota; Eurotiomycetes; Eurotiales; Aspergillaceae. Bases 1 to 696 code for a protein of 231 amino acids. The record is from RefSeq and is a predicted model, not a curated record.